Messenger RNA from Acaulospora morrowiae, 584 nucleotides. Lineage: Eukaryota; Fungi; Glomeromycota; Glomeromycetes; Diversisporales; Acaulosporaceae. The record is from the annotation of a GenBank genome assembly.
AGCCGGAUAUUGGCGACAUCUAUAGAGAUUCCCUCAAAGCAUAUGAAGAGUAUGACGCGUGUUUAACUACUACUAUAUACGGUGAAACAUAUUUGGACCCAGAAAAAUGUAAAGCCAGAGGUUUUGACCCAAUCAAAGCAUGUGAGGAAGAAGAAGAAAGGACCAAUUUGUCUAUGGAAUGGAUUGAAAGAACAACAAAAGAGAAAGGAUUUCGCGCUCAAUUCAAGGAAUAUCUUGCUAAAGUUCCGCCAGAAUUAGUAAAUAACGAUCCGAAAUCCCUGAACUACUUGGAUUACUCCCCAAAGAAGAGAAAUAAGAGUAAUAAAAAGCUAUCAAAAAAGGCUUCGCAUCUUGUGGACCAUAAAAUCAAACUCGAAGAUGGAUUUUAUGUCACGGUCAUUGGUAUAAAGAUGAACAAAGAUAAUGUUUUUUUAGAGGUGGAGGAAAAAGUGGGAGAUGAAUUGGAAUAUUACGAAAUUGAGUAUCAGCAAGAUAUGUCGUCCAAUGAAACAUUGCUUAUUUCUGGAGAAAUGCCUGCAUAUAUGAACUUUAUUCUUCACAGUGACAGGUAUAAGUCUUAUUAA